Messenger RNA from Symbiodinium sp. CCMP2592, 654 nucleotides. The record is from the annotation of a GenBank genome assembly. NCBI's taxonomy places the organism in Eukaryota, Dinophyceae, Suessiales, Symbiodiniaceae.
AUGAAGCAGUUGGUCAAGACCUUUUGUACCAUCCCCCGGAGCUUAUACAUGCAGACGGAUGAUGAACUGGCGCAGGAACUCGGGAAGAUCUGCACCGCAGAAGCUGAUGUCGUCAAGUGGCGUGACUUCGCCCGCGUGUUCGAAAGCUUUCAUCCAGGCGUUGCCAUUGAGGCUGUGUCCGAGCUUUGGACCUUUCUUGGUGGGGGUGAGGAGCUCCCGCUACACACUUUUUUUCGGUACUGCCUCCCCGGAGGGGAGCGCUUGCCCUUGGUAUCCCUUCUCUCCGUCGAAGAAGAAACGAGGAGGAUGGCUUGCGCGGACGGCGAGGCGCAGGCGGCGUCCAGGGCUGAAUUGUCGAAGGCUCAUGCGGCAUUGAAGGCAGAACAUGCUGAGCUUGAUCGAGCUGUUCUGGGCGUGGUGGUGCAAAGCAUGUCACUUUCCGCGGAACAAGCCCGUCCAGAACAGUCAGAACAGGUGAAGAAGCCGUCGCAUACCUGUGUGUGGUGUCGCGCGGAGGAUGCCGAUCAUGCCCUGGUCCCCUGUGGACACGUGUGUUAUUGCCACGGCUGCGUGCAGAAAUUGAGAGGUGACUGGAAGGAGAAGUGCCCGGUCUGUAGGCGCCAGUACAGGGAGCUUUUAAGACUGUUUCAUUAG